Molecule: messenger RNA, 3268 nt
Organism: Haplochromis burtoni (Burton's mouthbrooder)
Lineage: Eukaryota; Metazoa; Chordata; Actinopteri; Cichliformes; Cichlidae
Product: retinal-specific phospholipid-transporting ATPase ABCA4
Exons: 17
Coding region: 115-2355 (746 amino acids)
Biological process (GO): transmembrane transport; lipid transport
Cellular component (GO): membrane; intracellular membrane-bounded organelle
Molecular function (GO): ATP hydrolysis activity; ATP binding; lipid carrier activity
Source: RefSeq, a predicted model, not a curated record
UCAGUCCAAAUAGUGGAAAUGUCUGACAUGGUUGAAGUGCACCUCAUAGACGUUGUGUUAUGUGCAGUGGUAUGGUUCUUCCUCUAGUGGUUGAAAUAAGGUAAUAAUUUAAGUAUGAAAGCAGGCAGAUUACUGAAAGGCUCUGUCAAAGGGAUUUUCUGUGUGGCAUCCAGGUACGGGGGUAUAUCAGUGGGAGCACAGCUCCCUGUUUUAGGGGUGGAGCCAAAGACCAUCCAGGACGUAGCAGGUCAGCUGGGACGACUGCUCAAUGUAACAGGGGGAAAAUACUCGAAACAAACGCUAGAGGAUAUAGGGACAUUCUUUAGGUACAUGGAGACUGAAAACAAUGUCAAGGUAUGGUAUAACAAUAAGGGCUGGCAUGCCAUGGUAUCUUUUAUGAACGUGGCCAACAAUGCAAUCCUCCGUGCAAGCCUGCACAGAGACGCUAACCUUGCUGAAUAUGGAAUCACUGCCAUCAACCAUCCUCUGAACCUCACCAAAGAACAGCUCUCUGAGAUCACUGUUCUGACCACAUCAGUGGAUGCAGUGGUGGCCAUUUGUGUCAUCUUUGCCAUGUCCUUUGUCCCAGCCAGCUUUGUGCUCUAUCUCAUCCAGGAGAGGGUCACUCAGGCCAAACACCUGCAGUUUGUCAGUGGUGUCAGUCCACUGGUGUACUGGAUGGCCAACUUUCUGUGGGACAUGGUUAAUUAUUCCAUCAGUGCAGCAAUGGUGGUGGAAAUUUUCAUCUUUUUCGACAGGAAGUGCUACACCUCACCAACCAACCUCCAACCAUUAAUUGCUCUGCUUAUGCUUUACGGCUGGUCUGUGACACCCAUGAUGUACCCCAUGUCAUACGUGUUCAGUGUUCCCAGCACAGCCUACGUCUCUUUGUCAUGUAUCAACCUCUUCAUUGGCAUCAACAGCAGUGCCAUUACCUUCAUCCUGGACCUGUUUGAGAGCAACACGGCUCUGUAUGGGUUCAACCAGCUGUUGAAGAGGGUGAUGCUGAUGUUCCCCCAUUACUGCCUGGGCCGAGGUCUCAUAGACAUGGCUAUGAACCAAGCUAUAAGUGAUGUCUAUGCCCGCUUUGGUGAGGACUACAGUCCAGAUCCCUAUAACUGGGAUUUUAUUGGGAAGAACCUGUUCUGCAUGGGUGUUGAGGGAUUUGUCUAUUUCAUCAUUAAUAUUCUCUUCCAGUAUUGCUUCUUCCUGAAUAACUGGAUACCCGAUUGCCCAAAGCCUCACAUUUUGGAUGAAGACGUGGAUGUUGGAGAGGAAAGACAGCGAAUUUAUCAGAGUGGAAAAUCAAAUGACAUUUUACGUGUGAGAGACUUGUCCAAGACUUACACAGGAACAAUUAUCCCUGCAGUAGACCGAAUCUGUGUCGGAGUAUCACCUGGAGAGUGCUUCGGUCUCCUGGGGGUAAAUGGAGCUGGGAAAACCACAACCUUUAAGAUGUUGACUGGAGACAUUAAUGUCACCUCAGGAGAAGCCUCGGUUGCAGGUCACAGCAUUUUGACCAAUAUCCUGGAUGUCCAUCAGAACAUGGGUUACUGCCCUCAGUUUGAUGCCAUAGAUGAGCUGCUGACAGGCAGAGAACACCUACACCUCUACGCUCGCCUUCGUGGAGUGCCAGAGUCUGAGAUCAGCAGGGUUGCAGAGUGGGCCAUCCAGAAGCUGGGUCUCUCAGAAUAUGCAGGUCACAGUGCAGGGACCUACAGCGGAGGUAACAGGAGGAAACUCUCCACAGCCAUUGCAAUGAUUGGCUGUCCUGCUCUGGUGCUGCUGGAUGAGCCUACUACAGGUAUGGACCCUCUCUCCAGACGUUUUCUGUGGAACUCCAUCAUGAGUGUUAUUCAGGACAAAAGAGCCGUGGUCCUCACGUCACACAGUAUGGAGGAAUGUGAGGCACUGUGUACGCGCUUGGCCAUUAUGGUUAAUGGAUCCUUCAAGUGUUUGGGAACUAUUCAGCAUCUCAAAUACAAAUUUGGCGAUGGCUACGUGGUCACCAUGAAGAUCAGGGCGUCUAAGCCCGGUUGUGCCCCAGACUUGAACCCUGCUGAAGCAUUCAUGGAAAGUACCUUCCCUGGCUGCAUCCAGAGAGAGAAGCACUACAACACGCUACAGUACAAGAUCUCCUCAUCCUCCCUGGCUAGGAUCUUUCAGAUGGUCCUGGCUAAUAAGGAGAAACUCAAAAUAGAGGACUACUCAGUGUCACAAACCACUCUCGACCAGGUGUUUGUGAAUUUUGCCAAGCAACAGUCAAGAGAGGAUGAAAGUAUUGUAUUGCAUCCAAAAGCUGCUGGAGCCCAGCGAUAUAUUGAUACCACACCCAUCAAGUCUUUGGGGAGGUGAACUUAAUUUAAUGAGCUCAGCUGGAAGAGAUCAUUUUUAUGUCAUUGGCAGCCAGUGUUCAAAGUCCUAUUGAUGUGUGUACUUUGAGGGGACUGAAAGCUAGUCGGCAUAAUCGGGGCCACCUUUUGAUUUGAGACAGUCUGCAGAAAAAUCCCUCCCAACCCAACAGACACCAGUGACAGGCGCAUCAUUUUUUGGAUGCCAACAGAGGAUGAACUUUUGGUUUCCAACUUUUGCGGAAAAGAAGUCCUUUGUGUUUUAAAUCCACGUUUGAUGGAGUCUUUUGAAUGUUGCAGUCGAUCUGUUGCAUCUUCUAACCUCACAGCGCAGCCUGUGAAGAAGUCGAUCCCUUAAACUGAUUUUACUCGUGGCAAAAGUGCAUGCUGCUCGAUUUUGCUUCUCCGGUAAACAAUGUUAGCGGGCUUUGACGUUUUGGAAAAUGUGGAGCAUUUCUGUGCCUGCCUGCUAUUUGUUCCACGUUCUGCUCACCUUUUAGGCCUUUAACUGAUGAAAUAUGAAAAAAUCAACCUGUAAAGAAAGGGUGUGUAAAGAAAGCAUAGAUUGUAUAUAUAUAUAUUUUUGCUUCAGAUGCCAAGCAAGAUUCACUUUCACUGCCUUCUUUAGAUAUGUGGAGUAAGGGCUCAGAGAAGCAAAGGCUUAGCACCUUAUUGAUGCAGUAUUACUCGAAGCAUCAUGAGAUUUAUUGGUGAUCUGUGUAAUACAGCUCAUAAUCAUUACAAAAUCCUUCUUGCGCUGUUAAAUACAUUUCAUUAAUAUGAUCUCUUCAUGCCAUUCAUUUUUAAUUUUUGCGCUUUGUCCUCAUGAUUUGUUUGCAGCACCUAGUGUCAUUAGAAGAUGAUGACGUGUUUCUGUGAGGCAGAGUAUAAUAAAUAAUGAAGUGCGUUUUCUUUAA